CCUGAGCAACAAGCCGAAAAAAAAGAUGGCGGCAGCAUCAGCAGGCCGAGAACGAAAAAAUAGUAAUCGAAAGUUUACGGGAAAAACAAGUGGAAGUGGAAAUAUCUUUUGUGAGGCGGUUGAGCGCGACUGUUCUGUGAAUGGAUCAGAGGUUUUUUUCAAAAACGGAAACGCUGAGUGACGUCGCGUUCCACAUCCGGGUCACGUCUCCUCAUGCAGUAGCAAGCAUGGCAGCCAAAAACAAGCACCGUAAAAAGUCUAAAGCGACCAGUAAAGUGACAUUUGAGCCUGAAGAAAACGACGUGGAGGCUGAAAACAGCGGCGGGGAGGAAGAUGAAGAUUCAGCAGCCGAUGAAGGUGAAGGCAGAGCGGAGAAAGACGAAGAGUUCAGCCUGGAUGAGGUUUUACGGCUGGGAGGAACACAGGCCGACUACAUCAUGCUUGCGAGCCUGGACGACUCCAACGACCUCGUCGACGGAGGAAAGAAAGGAGCGAUAGAUGACCUGGAGGAAGGUGAGCUGGAGAAAUUCAUCACCAAACUGGGCAUCCGGGCGUUCGCCGGAGUGCAGGUCAUUGCAGACGAGCCCGAGGGCGACGCUGCAGAUGCUGGCGAGAAGGAAAGGAAAAAGGUGAAAGCCAAGAAAGAGGAACAAACAUCCAACGCUCAGCAGAAAGUUAACAACAACCAGGGAGUGGAGGACAAACAGAGGGCGAAGAAGACAAAAGACGUUCAGACAACCGCUGGGAAAAAGGCGAAACAGAACGUGAAUGUGUUUGAGUUUCAGCAGAGACAGGUCCUGCUGAUCAAACCUGGAGGGAAAUGGUUCGACCUGGAAUACACGGCGGAGGGCUCGUCGACCCCGCAGGAUCCCUCGCUGGUGUCCCAGUACAAGACGCUUGCCCAGCGACUGUUUGAGGCCGAGGUGGCGCUCUACAAGAGCAAGAAGAACCUGCAGAAAGGAGCCAACUCCAAUUGGAUGAAGACGGUCGUCUCCUCCGGCGUGCUGGCGGACAGGAUGGCGGCCAUGACGGUUCUGAUCCAGGAUGCUCCGGUGCACACGCUGGAGCACGUGGAGAACCUGGUGUCCUUGGUGAAGAAGAAGGGCAGCCGGCGGAUGGGUCUGAUGGCUCUGGACACGCUGCGAGAGCUGCUGCUGUCCGACCUGCUGCCGGAGCACAGGAAGCUCCGCCCCUUUGCCCAGCACCCGUUUGAUGAGCUGGAGGAAAAGGCCAGCGGCAACCGCGACGCCCGCGACCGCCGCCUCGUCCUCUGGUACUUUGAGCACCAGCUGAAGCACCACGUGGCUGAAUUCGUAGUGGCUCUGGACACGGUGGCUCACGACACGGUGGCGGCCACCAAGGCGAAGGCGCUGGCCACCGCCCACGAGAUGCUGUGCAACCGUCCAGAGCAGGAGAGGGCGCUGCUCAUCCAAGUCGUCAACAAGCUGGGAGACCCCGAGUACAAGACGGCGGCCAAAGCUUCGUACCUGCUGGAGACGCUGCUGCACAAACACCCCAACAUGAAGGUGGUGGUGUGCUGCGAGGUGGAGCGGCUCAUGUUCCGGCCCAACAUCAGCCCGAAGGCGCAGUACUACGCCGUCUGCUUCCUCAGCCAGGUGAUGCUGAGCCACGACGAGGCCCAGCUCGCCGCCAAACUCAUCACCAUCUACUUCUCGUUCUUCCGCACCUGCGUCAAGAAGAAGGACAUCGAGUCGAAGAUGCUGAGCGCGCUGCUGUCGGGCGUGAACAGGGCGUAUCCCUACGCCGGCACCGGAGACGAGAAGGUGAAGGAGCAGCUGGACACGCUGUUCAAAGUGGUUCAUCUGGUGAAGUUCAACACAGCCGUGCAGGCGCUCAUGCUGCUGUUCCAGGUGAUGGACUCCCAGCAGACCAUCUCCGACCGAUACUACGUGGCUCUGUAUAGGAAGUUGCUGGACCCUGGGCUCUCGUCAUCCUCCAGACAGAGCAUGUUCCUCAACCUGCUGUACAAGUCUCUGAAGGCCGACAUCGUGCUGCGGCGGGUCAAAGCCUUCGCGAAGCGGCUGCUGCAGGUCAGCGCCGAGCAGAACGCCAGCUUCGCCUGUGGAGCGCUCUUCCUGGUGUCAGAGGUCAUGAAGGCCAAACCGGGCCUCAAGAUGCUGCUGCAGGAGGACGGGGAUGGGGAGGAGGAGGAGUUCAAAGACCUCGCUGAAGAGAAUGAUGAUGAUGAUGAAGAGGAGCGCUUUGUGGACGCCGACAAACUGAAGGAAGGAGCGAGUGCAGAGACGGAGGAGGCAAAGCCCGCGGCAUCAUGGGUACAUCACCAGAACCUGGAAGGAGGGAAGAGCAUGCAGAGCUACGAUCCGCUGCACAGAAACCCGCUGUUCUGCGGCGCCGACCACACGACUUUAUGGGAGCUACAGAGGCUCGCCGUGCACUUCCACCCGUCAGUGUCGCUGUUUGCAAAAACUCUCCUGCAGGGAGGGUCCAUCCAGUACUCAGGUGACCCUCUGCAGGACUUCACCCUCAUCAGAUUCUUGGAUCGAUUCGUCUUCAGAAACCCCAAACAGCUGAAGGGAACACAAAACACAGACGCUGCGGCGCUGCAGCCCAAACAGAGGUCACCUGUCAACUCUUUACAAGUGAACUGUGAGGAGUUUCUGUCUAAAGAAGAGAGUCAGAUCCCUGUGGACGAAAUCUUCUUCCAUCGCUUCUUCAAGAAACGGCAGCAGGAGAAGCAGCUUCGUCGGCCGCGAGCAGACGGCGAUAACGAGAGCGUGGAGGACGUGGACGAUGACGAGUUUGAGAAAAUACUUGAUUCCUGUGAGCAAGACUCUUACUUCACUGACCUGGCACAUGACGAUCUGGACUUUGCAGGCAAUGUGAAGAGUAAAAAAGGUAAGAAAGGCGCAGAGGACUCCGACUCGGACAUGGACGACUCGGACGACGAGGAGGUGUCUCUGGGCAGUAUGGACGAGGAAGACUUCGGAGAUGAGCUGGAGGAGGAAGGAGGGAUGUUCAUGGAUCCUGGUGGAAGCGGAGACGAUGAUGAUGAAGUUCCAGAGCUGGAGGAUGACGAUGCUGCAUUCGGUGAUUCAGACGAUGAGGUGGAAGUUCCAGAUAUCACUCCUCGCACCAAGAAGGGGAAAAGGAAAUCCUCAGAGGAGCUCGACUUCUCUGGAUCUUUAGGUUCCAAACAGGGGAAGAAGAAGAAAGGAAAGAAAGAUGGAGCCGUGUUUGCUUCUGCCGAAGAGUUUGGCUCCCUGUUGGAUGAGAACGCCGGCUCCAUGUUUGACAACAUCGGACUGAACGCUAUGGCCAACACCGACAAAGCAGGCCUGAAGCAGCUGAAGUGGGAGGCUCAGCGCGACGACUGGGUCCACGGGCGCGACGCCAAGACGCUGCGCAAGAAGAAGACCAUGUUCAACAAGAAGAAGAUGUUCGGACGAGCCAGGCCAGGAGGCAAGACGCUCAGCAACAAGAAGAGGAAGAAGUAGCAGCCGCUGCGUGUUUGUUGUUGUGGACUUUGAACCGACUGACGGUGACCGCUUCAGUCCUGUUUGGCCGACCAGGCUUCGUGGUCUCUCUCUCGGAUGCCGUAGACCCCCGCCCACUCGUUGGACUGGUAGUAAACUGGGAGGAAGCAGACGAGCAGAAAGUGGUUUUCAGAUCCAGUCAGCUGAUGAAAGAUGACAUCAUGAUCUGAAGAGGAGCCAUGUUUAGUUUUUUGUAAAAGACUUUUUGGUAUAUGGGCCAUUACGUUGUCAUGGUUACAUGAUUGUGUGUACAUUUACCAAUUUAAUACAAAACAGAUUUAUCUUGUAUCUAUUGUAACUCUGUUCAUUCUGCCGCUGUGUUAUAUGAAAACUUGCACAUCAACAGAAAUUAAAAUAUUCUGACGCA
Molecule: messenger RNA, 3882 nt
Organism: Siniperca chuatsi (mandarin fish)
Lineage: Eukaryota; Metazoa; Chordata; Actinopteri; Centrarchiformes; Sinipercidae
Gene: cebpz
Product: CCAAT enhancer binding protein zeta
Exons: 18
Coding region: 141-3476 (1111 amino acids)
Cellular component (GO): nucleus
Source: RefSeq, a predicted model, not a curated record